UAUAAUUUAGACUGACACAUUCGACUGGAAGCAACGCUGCUUCAUUUGAGACAACCUGGCAUUAACCGAUCCUAAAAAUUGUGAUUGUAAAGCCGUAAUACAAGUGUACACAAUAAAAUUGAAACAAAGUAUGCUUAAGGUUUGUGAAGGAAGAAAAGGCAAAUGGGUACUUGAUGUAAAAUCUCGUUUAAACUGCUGUUUUAACCUGGUUGUGAGUGAUUCCAUAUACCACUUUGAAUGUUACAAGCUAUUUUCAACUAACAGGGAGUCAAAUUUGAGUAAAACAGAAAAGCCUGGUUGCAAAGAAAACUCAACAAUGGCAGAGAACUUUGAAAGGCUUUGUGGGUGGUUUGAGAGUCAAAUGGUUCCUGUGACAACUUCUGAAUUGCACAAUAAAAUGGAAGAGCUAGUGAAUUCUGAAGAGAUUUAUUCAAUGAAGCACUUAAACAGAAAAUCAGAAGAGAAAUACAAGCAUAAUAUAAUUAUUAGCCAAACUGAAGAUGUAUCGCAAAAAUGAAUCCUGAAAAAUGAAAUUAAAAUGAAAAGAAAAACUGGUAAAAAAGCAUUUGGACCUCACCCAAAAGUUUUGAGUUUUGUAAACGAACUAGCUUGAGCGGACAGAGCAUCAAUAGAUCAAAAGACGUUUUGUUUAUGUUUAUUAUAACUACUAUAACGUAAUAUAUAUAACAACUUUUA
This is a messenger RNA of Hydra vulgaris (swiftwater hydra), 696 nucleotides long. The record is from RefSeq and is a predicted model, not a curated record. Lineage: Eukaryota; Metazoa; Cnidaria; Hydrozoa; Anthoathecata; Hydridae.